Messenger RNA from Oryza sativa Japonica Group (Japanese rice), 2323 nucleotides. RefSeq lists its product as uncharacterized. The record is from RefSeq and is a predicted model, not a curated record. NCBI's taxonomy places the organism in Eukaryota, Viridiplantae, Streptophyta, Magnoliopsida, Poales, Poaceae.
CAUUCUGUUUUUCGCCUCGGGGAGCUAAGCCGCCGCCAACCCGCUACAAAACCCUCGCCCUCAUCGUCGUCGCCUCCGGCGGCGGCCGCGGCCCCACGCACCGCCCGCUACCCCACCGUGCGCGCCGCGCUUGGCCAGCCCGGCCGCGGCCCCCCUCACCGUCACCGACCAGGUAGGGAGGGCUGGAGCGCAGCCAUUCCGGAGAGUCGUCGCCUCCUCGCACCGAGCGAGCAGGAAGGUAGCGGGGGCGCCGUGCGCGGCGACCAGGCAGGGACGGACGCGGGCAUCCAUCGCCUCGUCGGGCCCCUCCACUCCCUCCCCACCUCGCGCCGCCGGUUGACGCGGCGCAGCCGGAGCCCCCCCAGAGCGCGCGCUGCAUCACCUUCGCCGGCGUUCGUUUCGCCCGUACCUGCGGAGGCGGGUCGCCGACACCGAGCGCCUCCGUCGACGCGACGCCGCGGCCUGUCUGCGACUCCUCCUCCUUUUGCCCCAAGAUGAAUAGAGUCCCUAAAAUCAAGCCUAAAGAAGCUGAUUAUCACGUUCAACAAUUGUAGCAUAUAUGUUGGCAUUAAAUAAAGGAUACAACAUGGACACGAUGUCAGAUAAUACAAGCCACAACAUUUUGUCCCAGGUCAAUGGAAGUUCUCAAAUAGUCAUAACAGACAGCAAGGUCCAAAAACUUGGGAGUUCAGCAAACUAUGUGAAAUAUUAUAAGGGUACUGUUAAGUUUGGUAAAGGACUUAGAAUACAAACCAAAGCAUCUGUGCUUGCAUUUACCUCAUGUGAUGGAGAAGCUGCAGAUGCCUUGUAUGUGCGACUUGUUGCAGUUAAUAGCCCAUUCACAGUCAAACCAUUGUCAUAUGGCAGAGGUAUUCGAAGGUACAGGGAAUACACCUUCUUAGCUGUUCCACCGCCAAGUUGUUUGCUGUCUAACUACACUGAUGGAUUCAAUGAUAAAACUGUCAGUAUGAAGAGAUUCACUGAAGAAUUCAUCAAGAUAACUGGGGAUAUUGUUCGAGCAAUUAUCACCCUUCAUUGCCAAGGUUACUGGUGUUCUGGUUUGAAAGGGAAACACAUAUGCAUCUACAAAAUGGAGAAGUGUACUGAUGCAAAGAUUUGGAGUUUUUGCUUUGCAGGGGGAAAUGAGGCAAAAAAGUCUGAAGAUUGGGUAGACCUUGGCAAAUUGCUUGAGCUUGCAGCGAAAAGAAAUGAUUCGUACACUGCUGAGAUUGAAGAUCUGUGUAAGAAGUUAAAGAACAAAACUCUGAGAGGGAUGAAAGUUCUUAAACACAGUGCAUUGUUGAAUGUACGAGAAAAAUUUGAGAACAUAAUUGCCCUCAAUUUAUUCAUCUUGGUACAUGUAAAAAGUCAACCACAGGUUCCAUCUGGAGAUCCUGAAAAGGACAAGAUCAUUAGCGAACUGGUGAAAUUCAUGAAUGCUAGUUUACAAUGGGCGAAGGCUAUGCCUCACUGGAUAACUCAAAGUUCUAAUUAUCAAGCACCAACCACAGAAACUGGUUUAUCUUUCAUUGAUGGACUAAGAGACCUAUUUGAGCAUGAAAACGAGUAUAUUCCAGAAAAGGUUAAACAAUCCCAAUCGAAAAUCCAAUUAGUUGGUCGGGAUCCAGAUCUGGAAUGUCAGCUUCGUUUAAAUUUGGAAAAGAUUUUUCUCCAAGCUCAAAAUUUUGUUCUUGAACUGGAUAUUGAAUAUUGAGAGUGUAGCGCAUUGCAGUGCAAGGAGGCUAAGCAGUCACGGUUAUGGCGAGCUUGAUGUUUUGGCUAGGGACUAAUGCAAAAGAAGUGUCCAAGCAAAGGUAUCAUGAUCGUGGCUUUCAUUGAGAGCUGAGCUUGCGGCGAGGCAUACUUGCUCAUCUGUAAUGAGCCAUAAGAUACAAAUUUGUUUCAUGCUGUCUGGACCUUAUUCAGAAAUUUGUUAAUCUAUUACUCCCUCCGUCCCAAAAAAAGACAAACCCUAGGUUUCUGUGUCCAACGUUUGAUUGUCCGUCUUAUAUGAAUUUUUUUUUAUAAUUACUAUUUUCAUUGUUGUUAGAUGAUAAAACAUGAUUAAUACUUUAUGCGUGACUUGUCUUUUUAAUUUUUUCAAAUAAGACGGACGGUUAAACGUUGGAUACGAAAACCCAGGGUUUGUCUUUUUUUUUUUUGGACGGAGGGAGUACUUUCUUGAAGGAUAUUAUCUAAUUCAUCUGAUCAUCACAAGCUUUCUAGCCAUUUUCCUUUCCUUCAAUGACAAAAGUACUGACUGUCCCUUGCAUUAAAGAAAACAAAUAGCUCGAUGAAAUAUGUUGAGAACACCCUUUCCAUU